Solanum dulcamara is the source of this 1288-nucleotide messenger RNA. RefSeq names its product zinc finger CCCH domain-containing protein 28-like. Gene Ontology annotation, molecular function: metal ion binding; mRNA binding. The coding region runs from base 253 to 939 and encodes 228 amino acids. Lineage: Eukaryota; Viridiplantae; Streptophyta; Magnoliopsida; Solanales; Solanaceae. The transcript is spliced from 2 exons. The record is from RefSeq and is a predicted model, not a curated record.
ACUCCCCAGUACACUCUAUUGAUUUCUAAAACUGAAUCGCCUCUUUUUGAAAAAUCGAGACUUUUAAUCUUUUGUGUUUUCUUAAUCCUUUAUAUUCCACAUUAAAAAAAAAUCUGAAAAUUCUCCAAAAAUAUUUAGAUAGAAUUUAGCAGUACAGCUGUUAACGCAGGAUGAUCAUCUCGGUUUUCUCCAUAAAAUGCAGUUUUUUUCACUGAUUUUUACAAAACCCUUAAAACCCCAAACAGUAGGGAAAUGAGUAGGCUUGCUAAUAAUCUUGAAAUUUCUAGUAAACGUGAUGAGUAUAGUGACAAAAAAUGUGGGUCUAAUUUCAAUGUUGAAUGUCUAUUGAAGAAAGCCAGAGGAAAGAAUUCAAGAAUGGCCCAGGAAGGUAACAGUUCAAAUGUUGCUAGGACCCUUGUUCAUCAACCAAUAUGCUUACAAUUCCAUAGGUGGGGUAACUGCGGUUUUGGUGAAAAGUGUCGUUACGUUCAUACUACUCGUGGGUCUACAUAUGGGUCUUCACAAGGCAUUGGGUAUGACCAAAGAUAUGUUGAGGGAGGCAUAGAUGAAUACAGGGAGAGUGCUGCGAUAACCAUUGCGACUGGUGGGAAUAAAGUUAAAAACAGGACUUAUUCUGUUACUGUGGAACCCAAGAGAUCUGUGGAUUUUCGUAGAAGGAUGAAGACCAGGCUUUGCACCAACUGGGAAAGGGAUGGUAGCUGUUAUUAUGGUUCAAGAUGUCAAUUUGCUCAUGGCAAAGGAGAACUGCAGGGUUUUUGUUCCUUCAAUCCACUGGGAUCGUCGAGCAGUGCUGGCAUUUCUGCUCCUGCCAAGAAUGUUGCAUCCACUGAAAUAGGGUCCAGUGCUCUAGCUGAGCGUAGGUUCAAGUGGAAUGACGUACGCAGGAUCAGUCAGGUCUAUGGUGACUGGAUUGAGUAGCUGCCUUCCCCAUAGUCAUCAGGCACUAUGGAAAACUAAAGAGCCUGAACUUUAUCGCAUUUGAUCUUUGGUCAACUUUUGAAGUGGUUUAUUGGGUGACAUUUUACAUAUGCAGGGAGACAUUUUGGUAUCUCUGUAGUUUAAGUUUAAAAUGCUGCUUGCUAAGUUAUAUCAUUUCGGAUUUAGUUUGACAAAAACCUGUCUUGUCAUGACUUUGUGAAGUGAUUUCAAGUUUUACAAAUCAUAUAUCUGAUGAUGCAAGUAAAAACUAGAGUCUAUGUAAUAACAGUUUCAUAUGGAAGAAGACUUUUAGUUUAAUGUUGGGUGUCUUGUUAUUUAGACAUGUCCA